AUGGCUUCCCAGAACCGCGACCCAGCCGCCGCCAGCGUCGCCGCCGCCCGCAAAGGAGCCGAGCCCAGCGGGGGCGCUGCCCGGGGCCCCGUGGGCAAGAGGCUACAGCAGGAGCUGAUGACCCUUAUGAUGUCUGGUGACAAAGGAAUUUCUGCCUUCCCUGAAUCCGACAACCUUUUCAAAUGGGUGGGGACCAUCCAUGGAGCAGCUGGCACAGUAUACGAGGACCUGAGGUAUAAACUCUCCCUGGAGUUCCCCAGUGGCUACCCUUACAAUGCGCCCACGGUCAAGUUCCUCACGCCCUGCUACCACCCCAACGUGGACACCCAGGGUAACAUCUGCUUGGACAUCCUGAAGGACAAGUGGUCUGCCUUGUAUGAUGUCAGGACCAUCCUGCUGUCCAUCCAGAGCCUGCUAGGAGAACCUAACAUCGAUAGCCCUUUGAACACACAUGCUGCUGAGCUCUGGAAAAACCCCACAGCAUUCAAGAAGUAUCUGCAAGAAACCUACUCAAAGCAGGUCUCCAGCCAAGAACCCUGACUGUCUAGCCUCUUUCCUUGUGUUGUCUUUUUAUUUUCUCCUUAGAUGGUCUGUCCUUUCCUUCAUUUCUGCCUAGGACUCUGUAUCUUAAACUGUGGUGUUAUUUUUGUUUUGUUUCUGUUUUUUAAAUUAAGUGUCUGGUUGAGCCCUUGUGAUGAAUAUAUUAAAUAAAUACAUUGGUUGGGUUUUUU
Messenger RNA from Puma concolor (puma), 731 nucleotides. RefSeq names its product ubiquitin conjugating enzyme E2 C (gene UBE2C). Lineage: Eukaryota; Metazoa; Chordata; Mammalia; Carnivora; Felidae. The record is from RefSeq and is a predicted model, not a curated record.